CAUUACCCAGUGAAAAAACGGAACCAUUUACGAAUUUAUAUAUUUUUUUUGUUUUUUAUUUUACGUUGUUUAUUUGCUGUAGUGCGAGUGAGUUCUAAGAACUUAACCCAAAAAUGCAGCAGCUCCUCCUCGUGGCACUGGUGGCGGUGGCCAUUGGGUCCUUGCCCCAACUAGCCGUAGGUAAAAAGAUCGAGAAGCGUUGUGUGAACUGCACAUAUCGUACAUACUACACAUACGGCGAUGGGCGAUCCCUGCAGCGGGUUGUCUAUAGAGAUCCGGUCUACACACGUGCCCAACAGUCGUACAGCAGCGGAUGCAGCGGGAAUCCGUGCGGCGUGAAUGCCGUGUGCCAGGAGGCCUCCGGAGGACGUCCUGUUUGCUCCUGCCCGCCCGGAUUCAGCGGUAAUCCGCUCACCCACUGCAAUCGCGGCGAGUGCCUGGACAACGUCGACUGCCGGGGCGACCUGCAGUGCAAGGACAAUCGCUGCGUUAAUCCCUGCGUGGGUGCCUGUGGCAUUGGCUCGAAUUGUGACGCCCGCAACCACGUGGCCGUGUGCAGCUGCCCAGCGGGCUACAAUGGCGACCCCUAUCACGCCUGCCACCUCAACGAUCCGGAGGAGCAGUGCCAUCCGAGUCCUUGCGGCGUGAACACCAAGUGCGAGAUCAUCAACGGCGUGCCCACCUGUUCGUGCAACCAUGGCUACGUGGGCAAUCCGCUGAGCGGGUGUCGCCAUGAGUGCGACCACGACGGCGACUGCAGCGGCCGGGACAUGUGCUCGACCAACUUCAAGUGCGUUCCGGCCUGCGGACAGUGCGGCACUGGCGCCACCUGCCGGACGGUCAGCAACCACCGGGCGGUGUGCGAGUGCCCCAAGGGAUAUAUCGGCAGUCCCUACACGGAGUGCCGGCCGGAGUGCUACGGAGACGCCGACUGUCCCGCCGGACGACCCGCCUGCUUCUACGGCAUCUGCAAGAACACCUGCGAGGGAGCCUGCGGCAUCGGGGCCGACUGCAACCUGCGCGGCCUGACGCCCGUCUGCAGCUGUCCGCGGGACAUGACCGGCGACCCCUUCGUCCGCUGCCGACCCUUCACCAAGGAGGAUCUCUGCGACCCCAAUCCGUGCGGCAACAACGCCAUCUGCGUGCCCGGCCACGACAACACCGGGCGGGAGCGACCCGUCUGCAACUGCCUGCCGGGACACACCGGCAAUCCGCUGAGCCACUGCAGCCGGGGUGAGUGCCUGAGCAACAACGAGUGUCCCGACCACCGCGCCUGCAUCAACUACCAGUGCAUCGAUCCCUGCAUCGGCAAGUGCGCCACCGGUGCCAGUUGCGAGCCAAAGGCCCAUUUGGCGGUCUGUCGCUGUCCACAAGGACAAUCGGGCGACGCUUUGGUGUCCUGCCGCCAGACGCGCACCUUCCCGGUGGCCAAGUACCACUAGGGAGGAUUCCGGAGGAGGAGUCCCGAUGCAGCCGCACUGCCUGCCAGUCCCUUAGUCACCUUUCGUCCCUGCCUCAACCUGCACACCAGUCUAUCUGUUCGUCCCCUCGAAUUCGCCUUCUUCCCAUACUAGUCGUUGCAUUAACCUCGUACUCUCUCUCUAAUCGAAGCGAACAAAAAUGUGUUGACAACAAUCAAUAAUACAAGUAAACAUUAAACAAC
Drosophila takahashii is the source of this 1663-nucleotide messenger RNA. It is a transcript of the gene aspr, whose product is annotated as asperous. NCBI's taxonomy places the organism in Eukaryota, Metazoa, Arthropoda, Insecta, Diptera, Drosophilidae. The record is from RefSeq and is a predicted model, not a curated record.